CCACAAAACUAAACCCCAACAACACCAUACACACCACACACUUCACACAAUGUUGGAUCACACCGGUACCUUAUGCUUAAAAACUAGUACCACCUGGGCUCGCGUCUGCGACACCUGCCGCUCCGCCCCUUGCACCAUCUACUGCCGCCCAGACGCCGCUUACCUCUGCACCGCCUGCGACGCCCGCAUCCACGCCGCCAACAAACUCCAGUCUUCCCAACACGAGCGUGUCUGGGUCUGUGAAGCCUGCGAGCAAGCUCCGGCGGCCUUCAUAUGCAAAGCCGACGCCGCCUCUUUAUGCACCACCUGCGACGCCGACAUCCACUCCGCCAACCCUCUUGCCCGCCGCCACCACCGUGUCCCCGUCAUGCCAAUUCCCGGAGCACUGUAUGGGCCUCAGGGUGCUGGGCCUGACCCGAGAGCUGUAAUGGGCUUGGGUGUGGGAGUGGAUUCUCAAAGUGGGUUUUUGUCGAACGAUGGUGGUGGUGAUGAGGAGGAUGAGAGUGAGGCGGCUUCGUGGUUGUUGUUUGAUGGGCCGGUGGUGGUGAACAAGAAUAGUCAAAGUCAAAGUGGGGGUGGGGGUAAGGAUAGUGGGUUUUUGUUUAGUGGGGAAGGGGGUGAGGAGGAUGAGUAUUUGGAGUUUAUGGAGUUUGGGAGUGAUGUGCAAGCGCAAUGUUAUGCGAAUAAGGUGAACGAUCAGAAGAUGUCGUAUGCAGAUGCGGAUAGUGUCGUGCCGGUUCAGAAGAACCAUGAGUUUCAGAAUCAUAAGUUUCAGCUUGGAGUGGACUAUGAGGGUGCUGCUGCUGGUGCUACUGGUGGUUAUGGAUAUCCUCAACUUACUCAUAGUGUUUCCAUGUCAUCAAUGGAAGUUGGAGUUGUACCUGAUUCGACAAUAACCGAGGCUUCAUUCUCACAUCCUAGACCCUCGAAAGGUACGAUCGACCUAUUCUCAAACCCUCCGGUUCAAGUGGCAACCCAACUCACUCCAAUGGAUCGAGAGGCACGGGUCUUGAGGUACAGAGAGAAAAAGAAAACAAGAAAAUUUGAAAAAACUAUCCGCUAUGCAUCAAGAAAAGCUUAUGCGGAAACAAGGCCUAGGAUCAAAGGCCGUUUCGCAAAAAGAACUAAUGCGGAUGUCGACGUGGAUCAAAUGUUCCCUACAAACCAUAUGCUAGAAGGCGGAUAUGGAAUUGUACCCUCGUUUUAAAGACGAGUGGCACGAUAGGCGUAUCUUUUUUUAGCAAAAAGGGCCAUCAGGAACAUCGGAAGUAAGAUGAUUUUGCAUCAUCUUAAGAAGCAAGAACUAAUCCGCGUAUGGCUUCUUUUAAUUGUAAACUUAACUAUAAAAUACAUAUUUUCUGUACCUUAAUUGUUUUUUGUUUUAAUUUAAGGUUGAUGUUGUGGGAAUGCUAUAAUAAACCUUGUAACUUUGUCUUCAAUUUUUUUUAUACGAUUGUCUUAAGCUUAUGGUC
This is a messenger RNA of Helianthus annuus (common sunflower), 1472 nucleotides long. Its product is annotated as zinc finger protein CONSTANS-LIKE 2. Gene Ontology annotation, molecular function: protein binding; zinc ion binding. NCBI's taxonomy places the organism in Eukaryota, Viridiplantae, Streptophyta, Magnoliopsida, Asterales, Asteraceae. Bases 50 to 1207 code for a protein of 385 amino acids. The transcript is spliced from 2 exons. The record is from RefSeq and is a predicted model, not a curated record. Gene Ontology annotation, biological process: regulation of flower development. Gene Ontology annotation, cellular component: nucleus.